Molecule: messenger RNA, 397 nt
Organism: Ochotona princeps (American pika)
Lineage: Eukaryota; Metazoa; Chordata; Mammalia; Lagomorpha; Ochotonidae
Gene: UBL5
Product: ubiquitin like 5
Exons: 5
Coding region: 77-298 (73 amino acids)
Biological process (GO): mRNA splicing, via spliceosome; protein modification process
Cellular component (GO): cytoplasm; nucleus
Molecular function (GO): protein tag activity; protein binding
Source: RefSeq, a predicted model, not a curated record
CCUCUUCCGGCUUCCAGCGUCAACUGCGUUCGGAGCUUUAGUGUUGGAGCGAGGAGAGGGCUUGGCGACUUGCAGGAUGAUCGAGGUUGUUUGCAACGACCGUCUGGGGAAGAAGGUCCGUGUCAAGUGCAACACGGAUGACACCAUCGGGGACCUGAAGAAACUGAUUGCAGCCCAAACCGGCACCCGUUGGAACAAGAUUGUUCUGAAGAAGUGGUAUACGAUUUUUAAGGACCACGUGUCGCUGGGGGACUACGAAAUCCACGACGGGAUGAACCUGGAGCUUUACUACCAAUAGAGCAGAAUUCCUCCCGCUUGCUCUCAUCCACCUCCCAUCCCCCACAAGAGUAUGGUUGCUCGUUUUUAAGAACUCACACAAAUAAAAGCUUCAAUGCUG